AUGGCCUCACCACCAGCCCCCCGGAAAACCUCGGGGGAUGCCAGGAAAGGUUCUGCAGAUAACUGGAAGGGUUCAGCAGAAACUAGAAAGGGUUCUAGAGACAGGAAGAAAUCUAUUAAGAUGAAAAAAGACCCUGGCGAGGCCCAGAAGGGUCCUGGAGAGGACAGGAGGGGUUCAGUGGAUAGUAGGAGGAUUUCGGUCGAUAGGAGGGUUUCGGUCGAUAGCAGGAGGGGCUCUAACGAGAACAGGCGGGGUUCCGGUGAGGGCAGGAGGGGUUCAAGUGAGGACAGGGACAGCUUGUCGUCCAUCCCUGCCAGUGUGCGACCCAGCAGGGUGCCAUGGGUCACUCUGAUGAGAGCCUUGGGUCGCUUCAAGCUGUCACUCCCGGAUAUCCGUCGGGACUAUAUGCUGUCCUCUCGCGACCCCCUGGCUGUGGACAAGGAACUUGGGCCACGUGUGAAGUACCACAAGGUGGUGAGGAGGUUUUGGGGCAACCACCAGCCUCUCGCCAAGAUCCCGUAUAAAAUUCUGAGUGGGCACGACCACACCGUGAGCUCCUGCCACUUCUGUAUGGAUGACACAAGGCUCCUCAGUAGCUCCUAUGACUGCUCGGUGAAGCUGUGGGACUCUGAGGAUGGAACGGUGAUGUGGGACUUUCAGCCACGCCCCAAAGCUCCUGUUUUAGAAUGCAGUAUCACGGCAGACAACAGAAGGAUCGUCGCAUCGUCGUAUGAUAAAAGCGUGAGGGUUUGGGACGUCGAGACGGGUCAGCUUCUGUGGAAAGUCAGGCAUGACACCUUCGUAGUGUGCUGUAAAUUCUCUCCCGACGGAAAGUACGUGCUCUCAGCCCUGGAUGUGGAUCGCGGCAUCUGCUUGAUGGAUCCAGAAAACAUCACCACCGUGAUCCAGAUCAAAGAUCAUCACAAAAGGUCCAUCACAGCAUGCUGCUUUGACCCUGACAGCCAGAAGGUGGCCUCUGUCUCCAUGGACAGGUGCAUCAAGAUCUGGGAUAUCACAUCCCAAGCCACGCUGUUUACCAUACCCAAGGCGCACACCAAUACCAUCUCAGACUGCUGCUUCACCUUCAGUGGCCACUUCCUUUGCACCAGCUCCUGGGAUAAAAACAUAAAAAUAUGGAAUAUCCACACGGGGGAGUUUCGAAACCGUGGCGCCUGUGUGACUCUGAUGAGGGGCCACGAGGGCUGCGUGAGUUCCUGCUGCAUUGCCAGAGACAGCUCUUUUCUCGUUUCUGGUGGAUUUGACAAUACUGUGGCUAUUUGGGAUGUAGGAGAUGGCUACCGGAAGCUGUCACUGAAGGGCCAUGAUGACUGGGUGACGGAUGUUGCCGUUAGCAACAACAAGAAAUGGAUCCUCUCUGCUUCAAAGGAUAACUCCUUGAGACUGUGGAAUAUUGAAGAGAUUGACACAAUCCCUUUGGUCACUGAGAACAAGAGGACUAUGGGCUGCAAUGUCCAGCAGUGCAAAAGUUGUGACCAGAUUUUCCCCGCCUUUGAAAGUGACAUCUCCUCUAAACUACACAGCCGGUGUCCGUUCUGCCGGAGAAACGAGAAGAACUUAGGGCAGUUUUCUUCGUCGUCAUCGCUGGAGGAGAUUAAGGAGAGCUGAUGGUUGCUCGCGCACAAAACACCUGCUAAGAAGAUGGUGGCAUUCUGCGGGGACCUGAGUCCCCCUCCCAGCUGAGUGCACCCAUCAAACUGAGGCAGGGGCCAGGCCCUCACUAGACUCUCAGCAUGGUGCUGCCUCUUUGAC
Molecule: messenger RNA, 1770 nt
Organism: Chionomys nivalis (European snow vole)
Lineage: Eukaryota; Metazoa; Chordata; Mammalia; Rodentia; Cricetidae
Gene: Wdr88
Product: WD repeat domain 88
Exons: 12
Coding region: 1-1626 (541 amino acids)
Molecular function (GO): protein binding
Source: RefSeq, a predicted model, not a curated record